AUGUUGGUAGACUUAAUAAAGAAGAAUAACGAAGCGUUAGAAAGGAAUGCACAAGAAACGAGAGAGAGGGAAGAAAGGUUACGCAAAUCAUUAAAGGAAGAGUUACAAGAAAAUAGAGAAGAAGGAAGAAUAUUCAGAGCAGCAUUAGAGAAGAGUUCACAAGAAACAAGAGAAUCGUUAGAGAAGCGUUUACAAGAAACUAAUGCAUCGUUAGAAAGGAAUUCACAAGAAACGAGAGAAUCACUAAAGGAAGAUUUACAAGAGAUCAAAACAUCACAAAUGAAGAUGGAAGAUAAUUUGAAGAAGGAGAUGCAGGAGUUACAAGAACGACUGAAGAUGGACAUCGACGAAAGAGAGAGGAAGCUACAGAGGAACAUAAACCAAGUCCAGGGAGACGUGGAGAAGGUGGAAGAAAAGUUAACAAAAAAGAUAGAAGACGAUGUUGAAGAAACGAAAGCCGAGUUGGGAGAAAGAAUCAACAAAGUGGAAACAAAUUGCAAUCACCGAAUCGCCGAGGUGGCACAGAUGCAGAAACAAUGCAACGAGGCGGUUAAUGGGAUAGGAGAAAAGCAAAGACAAUGGGCAGUAAAUCUAAGAGAUGCUGUAGCCAUACAACUAAAAGAGGAUAAUAAGAGGGUGGAAAUGGAGGUCAAGCAGUUACAACAGGGAGUGCAGCAUUUGGAAAGCAAGACAGAGGAAAUUGAUAGACGAAUUAGCAAUGCCACCUUAGCUGUUGGGGAAGAUGAGGUCCGAUCGGGAGUGAGAGCUACGAGGACCAGAAUAAACUUACUGAGACAUGACGAUGGUGGAGACCUCAGAGAAGAUCUACUAGAAGAAAGAAGUGAGAUUCCCAAAGAACCCAGGUUACCCAUGAUAGGAAUCAAGUUAUGUGGGCUGAACAUCGAAGCAUUAGUUGAUACAGGAAGUGAAGCAUAUGCAAUAUCCAAAAGAUUGUAUGAACAGAUACUAAAAGCGAAGGUUAACUUGCCUAGUUUCCCAGUGAGUGGAGUGAGGAUCGUGAACGCAGUAGGUGCAAAGAGUAAACCUAUUAAAGAACAAGUAUUAAUUACAUUCGAGAUAGAGGAAGAAGAAUAUGAAGCAACAUUUUUGGUAGUUACCGGAUUGAACACAUCGAUUAUUUUAGGGAUAGAUUGGUUAAAUGAAGUUGAUGCAGUAGUGAGUUUUGAUGAAGGUACUAUCAAAGUUAAAGGAAGAAAGGGCGAAGAAAAGAGGUUGAAAUUUGCUGAGGGAAAUGCGAUCGAGGAAGAGGAAGAAUUCAGAAGAAUAAAUUUAUGUCACGAAGAGGAAACCACCACGGGAUACGGGGAAGAGGAACCAGUAGCAGAAGUGUUGAUAUACCUUGAGGGACUAGCACGAGAAGAUAGAUAUAAAGAGGACAAAAUCAGAAAAAAAUUGGAGGAAAUGACGCACCUAGAUGAGAGGGCUAAGAAGAAAUUAGCUGCAGUAUCAGUAUUCGACGGAGGGCUGUCUCUUUCACUUUCCAUGACUGGACUGCAGCGAGGAAUUUCGGAGAGCGGCAGCGUGUUCGCACUGCAUUCCAGCUCUGGGGGCGUUUCCAGGUUACAAGGAGACGCGGGCCGUAUUUCUCACGCGCGCGUGCACCGUGUCUGCAAGCAGACGUAA
Schistocerca nitens (vagrant locust) is the source of this 1644-nucleotide messenger RNA. RefSeq names its product calponin homology domain-containing protein DDB_G0272472-like. The record is from RefSeq and is a predicted model, not a curated record. The transcript has 3 exons. The coding region runs from base 1 to 1644 and encodes 547 amino acids. Lineage: Eukaryota; Metazoa; Arthropoda; Insecta; Orthoptera; Acrididae. Gene Ontology annotation, molecular function: aspartic-type endopeptidase activity. Gene Ontology annotation, biological process: proteolysis.